Brachypodium distachyon (stiff brome) is the source of this 4007-nucleotide messenger RNA. RefSeq names its product conserved oligomeric Golgi complex subunit 1. The transcript is spliced from 6 exons. The record is from RefSeq and is a predicted model, not a curated record. Gene Ontology annotation, cellular component: COG complex; Golgi apparatus. Bases 92 to 3313 code for a protein of 1073 amino acids. Gene Ontology annotation, biological process: intra-Golgi vesicle-mediated transport. Lineage: Eukaryota; Viridiplantae; Streptophyta; Magnoliopsida; Poales; Poaceae.
UCCAGUAAGCAAAUCUCCCUCCCACCCUCACCUCCUGAAUCCCGAUCCCCUCCUGGAUCUCGCCGUGCGUUCGAAGGCAAGCGCGGCCACGAUGCCCGCCGCGGCCGCUUCCGGCGGCGGCGUGGCCGACGCCGAGGAUCUGUUCCGCACCAAGCGCAUCGCGGAGAUCCGCGCGGCGGAGAGCGCCACCCGCCGCGAGAUCUCCGCCAAGGAGGAGGAGCUCCGGCAGCUCGUCGGCCGAAGCUACCGCGACCUCCUCGACUCCGCCGACUCCAUCCUCCUCAUCAAGCAGUCCUCCGACUCCAUAUCCGACAACCUCUCCCGCGUCUCCGAGUCCCUCUCGUCGCUCUCGCCGCCCCCCGAGGCCCCAAGUGCCAGCGCCAACGCCGCCUCGCCCUCCCCGUCCGGCGGGCGCGCGCGGCUAUACGCCGCCGCGGCACGGGCCAAGUACCUGGUCGACACGCCCGAGCACAUCUGGGGGCGGCUCGACGAGGGUAUGCUCUUGGAGGCCGCGGGGCGGUACAUGCGAGCGCAGGUCGUGCACCGCUUGCUCUCUCGCGACGCCGCGGCGGCAGCGCGGUUCCCGCUGCUCGCGCACCAGGCGCAGCUAGUGGAGGCGUUCCGGCCCCAGAUCGCGCAGCGCGCGCGCGAACGCCUCGCCGACCGCCGCCUUCCUGUAGCCGCCCACGCGGACGCGCUCGCAGCUGCAGCCGCAAUCGAUGCGCCUUCGCUCGCCCCGUCCCAGGCGCUCCUCCUCCUGCUCUCCUCCCGCCGCACCUGGAUCUCCCAAGCUCUAGCCGCGCUAGCCUCGGAUCCCUCCUCCUACACCUCCGUGCUCUGCGAUGUCGCGCGGAUCGUUCGGGUCACCCUGGGCCAUGUCGGGCAAUUAUUUGUGCCUGCACUCACCGACUUGCCGCUGUUCUACAAGACAGUGCUUGAGUCGCCUCCUCCUGCUCAACUGUUCGGUGGCAUUCCAGACCCUGACGAGGAGACACGAUUGUGGAGAGAACACUGGGAUCGGCUUGAGGCUACCAUGGUGCUACUUGAGACAGAGGCCGUGGCGCGGACCUGUACAGAUUGGCUUAAGGAAUGUUGUGAUGAAAUCUUUGGUGUGAUUGCUGGUGCUCAAAGACUAGUUGAUGCCAUUGAGAGUGGGGAGGGUCUUGGCUCGGUGCAAAAGCUCAUGCGUGAGGCACUAGAUGAGAGGAAAGGACUGGAAGGGAGUUUGGAGCAGUGGCUUAAGAGUGUAUUUGGAUCAGAGAUUGAGUCACCAUGGGAUCAAAUCCGUGGGUUAAUCUUAAAGGAAGGGAAGGAUAUUUUUGAGGACUGGGUGGAGGAAGCAUUUGUGCGACGGAUGAAAGACAUUGUGCAUUCUGAAUUUGAUAGCUUGGGUGGCAGUGUUAAUGUGAUGGAAUCGAUGGAGGCUAUUGGUGCCAAUGCUGAUCCAAAGGAUGCUGGUGAUUUCCUGUUGUAUAUGCGGAAAGCGUCGACUGGUGGCAGCGUAUGGUUCUCAGAAUCUAAGAUCAAGAAAGGUGGAAUUUUGGCACACCUGAAACCGAUUGCUGAUGAGAAUGACUUCCAUAGCUGCCUAACAUCAUAUUUUGGCCCAGAAGUUAGUCGUAUCAAGAAUGCAAUUGACAACAAAUGCAAGAGUAUUCUGGAGGACCUGUUAAGCUUUGUUGAGUCACACAAUUCAGUGCCCAGAUUGAAGGAAUUAGUGCCAUACCUCCAGGAGAAAUGCUAUAGGACCAUCUCAGAAAUACUGAACAAAUUAGAAGCAGAGCUCGGAAAGCUCUCUGCUUCAUUGGGAACCCAAAGGAAGGAUAACAGCAUACCUGCCGCACCCAUUAUUGUGGAGAGGUCCCUCUUCAUUGGCCGCCUCUUGUUUGCGUUGCGAUAUCAUUCAAGUCAUGUACCCCUGAUACUAAGCUCCCCAAGGCAGUGGCUAAAGGAUUCUGGUGGUGCAGCAUUUGCCAGGUUAUCAUCACCCACGCCAAGACAUUCAAGAACAUCUUUUGAUUCUUCAAUGCCUUUUGCCCCCAGGAGGCACACAUUAGACAGCCCUAGCAGUCCUGGAAGGCAAUUUUCUGACAGCCCCAGAAGACCUAUCGCUUCUGCUGCUGCUUCCUUGUUUGGUGCUGAUGAUAGCUCCAAUCCCAGACUUGAUGAACUCAAUAAGACUUUAAAGGCACUAUGCAUUACAGCUCACACUUUGUGGAUAACAUGGGUGUCUACUGAAUUAUCAGACCUUCUUUCAUACGCUCUUAAUAGUGAUGAUUCAUUAUCCUCAUCAACUGCUUUAAGGGGAUGGGAAGUUACAGUCAUCAAGCAAGAGCAACCCACCGACGGCCCCUUGGAGAUGCAAAUAGCUCUCCCAUCAAUGCCUUCGCUAUACAUUAUAUCAUUUCUUUACCAAGCAUGUCUGGAGAUUCAUAAAAUUGGAGGGCACGUCCUGGACAAAAUUAUAUUGCAUAACUUUGCGUGGGACUUACUACAGAAGGUUAUCAAAAUCUACAAAAACUUUUUGGUCUCUAUCGAGUUAGGCAACUCACAGGUUUCAGAAAAAGGAGUUCUGCAAAUACUGCUAGAUUUGCGUUUCAUUGGUGAUGUACUAUCAGGAGGCAAAAAUUCUUCCUCCAACCCUUCUGAAACACAGAUAAAACAGGACUCUUCACCAAGCACCAUGGCUAAGACUUCCUUCAGGAGAAAACAAUCACAAUUCCAGGCAGAUUCAGCUACCAUAGAGCAAACAAAUAAGUUGAUCGAUCAAUUUUCACAGAGACUGGAUCCAAUAGACUGGGCUACGUACGAAUCUUACUUGUGGGAGAAUGAGAAGCAGUCUUACAAGCGUUGCGUUGUUCUUUUCGGUUUCCUUGUUCAACUGAAUCACAUGUAUACUGGGACAGUACAAAAGUUACCAACAAAAUCAAAUACAGAUUCAAAUAUUAUGAGGUGCUCUCAGAUUCCAAGAUUCAAGUACCUACCAAUCAGUGCCCCAGCUCUAUCAUCAAGAACACCCAAAUCAUCACUACAGUCACCAUCUGAUGAUUCAACAUCUCGAAGCCCUUGGAAAUCAUAUUCAAAUGGAGAAAGAUCUACUUCAUCAGAAUAUGAUAACGAUGCAAGUCUUGGAAGUGCUGCUCCAUUGCUCAAAUCGUUUGUUACUCAGGUUGGGAGCAAAUUUGGGGAGAACACAUCGAGAUGGGGGUCCAUGCUCUCUGAUGGCCAAGUUGGUAAGCUCAGUGACAUUCUUCCUGGACCAGCAGCUGGGUUCUUCUCAUCUUUCACAUCUGGGGUCCGAUAUGAUUCAUAGUCAAAGUACCGUUAAGGCUUUAACCUUAAGCCUUCAAUCGAUAACCUCUAUACAUCAAACGGAAAUGCAUGUGUCACCAAGGUAACAGCAGCACUCCAGAUCGGUGAGAUUGGUCACUGGUAAUCUCUUGCUUACAGAGUGAUGCCAGGUAGUUGGCGCUGCAAUGCUCAGCACUUCCUACCAUGCCUCUUGCAUUUUUAUUUGAACGGUGGGCACUUGAGGAUAAGCUCAAGCAGAUCUGAUGGUGCUCGAGAUAUGCUCAUCUAUAGUCAAUUGAAAUCGAAGAAGUGGCGAUACUAGGAAAUCAGAUGUUUUUGAACGUGUUUACAAGGUAUUUAGGAGAAAGCAAGUGCAACUUGAUGCUGAUAUUAGUUCACUUUUUGGGGGUGAUCUGGAUCACACUGGCCUCUUGAAUUCCUGAAAAGAAUUUUGGAGUCCACUCUUUCUUUUUUCUUUCUUUGGUUCGGUGGUUCUGCAGGGUGUUACGUUCGAACAGUGCUGAAGCUGCAGCGGUUGUGGUAUCCAAAGCGUGGUAAGUUUUGAUGUGUAGUUGUGUACACUGCAAAUAGCAAUAAAGCGUGUAUUUAUUUUCCCCUUGAAACUACAGCAUGGCCGUUCUUUCUAUGUACUGUACAAUUUUAUGCCUUUGUACAAUCUUUUCCUUGCCUCGUGUGGCCUUUCUUUCUCUCUACAA